This is a messenger RNA of Drosophila erecta, 2450 nucleotides long. RefSeq lists its product as uncharacterized. The record is from RefSeq and is a predicted model, not a curated record. Bases 227 to 2230 code for a protein of 667 amino acids. The transcript is spliced from 3 exons. NCBI's taxonomy places the organism in Eukaryota, Metazoa, Arthropoda, Insecta, Diptera, Drosophilidae.
AGGACACGGCUAUAUUGACUUGGCUGUUGAGACUGCUGAAGAACAACAUGUAUAUUUUAUAUGUAAAAUCUCCAUUACUACGUUGCAAACUUUUGGCUAAAACUCAAUAGUAGGCGGCUAUAUUAUAAUUAAGGUAGGCACUAUUCGAAAUUAGUUUUCUUGAAACACUCAGAGAAUAAAUGUUAAGCACAAAUAACUCGGGGUACAGUAAGUUUAGAGCGACAAGAUGAUCGAUAUUUUGUCGCUGCCGCGGCGAAACAAGGUGUCCGGAAACCCGGCCCUGCUGAAGAUGAUCUCCUACAAGACUGGACUACCGAUCAACAGUCUACCCGGAUGGGAGCUGAUCCCUCUGAACAGCAAACUGCCAAUGCUCAAAUGUCCCGGCAAUCAGGUCAUAUUCUCCAAGAACAAGAUUGGACAGGACUUCAAGAGCGGUAAACAGGAGUUCGAAUGCUCCGUCACCGAGCACAUCCCGGAGUACAAUCCGCUUCACGACUCCAACCUAAAGACGUUCUACUCCAACGAACGCAAUCUGAAGCGGUUGAGGGAAAACGGCGAGAUAACGCAGGACAACGAUGUAAUCUGCAACCUGAAGGACUUCAAUCAGCAUCGCCAGGAGCUGCACAAAUCGCAGUUGUACUACAUUUUGCAGGCAUACAAGCGGCGCGAGUCGGAGCAAUAUGAUCGAAUGCUGAUCGCCAACGCGGAGUCCAUCACAAAGAAGGAUCACCAGAAUCUCGCAGCCCGACACCAGUGCACUGAGGAGGUUCUCGCCAGAAAGAAACUGCAGGAGCAGGAACGCCACGAAAGGAAGGUUCAUCUGCUGAAUAUCACAUAUGAGAAGUUUAAACGCUUGGAGAACCUGGCCACCAUGCAGAAUAUGUUGCUGGAGCACCGCAAGAUGCUCACAAACAUGCGUGUGGCUGCCCACAUUAGCAUGUGCCAAGAUUUGAUGAGAAAGCUAUUGAUCAAACAGAAGAAGCUCUUCCAGUUCAAAAAGGAUCGGUUCAACAAAAACAUGCGAAUUCUGAGGAAGCAGAGGCUGGUAAAGAACACUGAGCACCAGAUUCAGUCGUGGCGGAAGCGACUUGAUGAGCGAAUUGCUAAUCAGCGCAGGAUCGAAUACCUUCUACAGGAGGUGGAAAAAGAGCGAGAGGCGUUCAUAGACAGGCACAAGGCCCAUUACAGGGAAAAGUGGCAACGGAUUCAGGACGAGAUUAAGGAAAGAGCUCAAAAGGCCGUCACUGCUCGCCAGCCCAAAAGAAAGCGCCACAAGAAGAAGAAGAAGUCGACUCUUCAGGAACGAAAGCCAUCCUUCUGCGAUGAGUAUCAGGCCACCUUUGAGGGAUUGUUAGACAGUGAUCUUUGUUACGCCUUGAAUGCAGCCAUUGCCAUGGAGGGUCAGACCGCUCUCAGCUUCGCACCAGACGACCCCAUCUAUAAGGCGGCACAAUAUAUACUGGACUACAUCAUUUCUGGCUUAAACGAUGAUCUCAGCGAGGACGAGUGUGCCUUGCAGGUGUUGAUUUCGCGCAUUAAGGAUUUUGUCUGCGAUGCAAAGAAAUAUGUGCACUACAAAGCCUAUCAGAUCAUUGGAUUCGCCAGGGACCACAAAGCCAUGGAAGUGCCGCCGUCGAUGAUCAAGCAGCCGAAGAACCACUCGCGCGCCUCCCACGUGUCGUUUAGCGGCGUAGCCAGCACCAUAGGCGUGGGCAGCUACGAGAUUCAUCCGUUCGUGGACGUCCGUCCGUGCAGCGAACGUCGGCCCACUCCGGCUGGAUCAUUAGCCUCUCUGGUGGUCAGCCAGAUCGGGGAACAGGUGAUUCAGGACAAGGUGCGCCUGCCGCAUCUAAAUCGCAACCAGAUCGUGUUCAUAGAGCACUACCUCGUGAAGUUUAAACGGGAUCUACUGGUGGGUCUGGACAAGCUGGUCUUUGCAGCGAUUCAGUGCCACUUUGAGAACCGUAUGAUGGAGGUUCGCGAGGAGCUCUUGCUGCUGGACAGGAACUAUUUGUUCGACCAGAUUGCAAGGGGCAUCCUCAGCUAUGCGGUUAACCCGCUUAACUAUCAGUCGGUGCUAAAGCUGGCCGUGAGCGUCCUGUCCUGUGAAAUCAUCUGGGAGCUGCAGCAGACGAUGCUUAAGCCAGGCAUCGAUCCCCGGGGUCAGAAUCACCCAGUGUCCUGCGGCACCGAGCAGGAACGUGAGACCCUGGCCCUCUGCCUACCCUAGGAUCCUGUCAAGCAGACAGGGGAAGCGGAAAUGGACCUUAAAUCAGGAUACCGCAGCUCUUGCGAAACGUAGCCCUAACAAAUUACUUGUAUAUUUAGUGUCCGAUUACAUAUGUACAUAUUCAUAUUCAACAGGAUGUCCUAAAUUUAUGUACUAUGCUUUCUUUUUCGUUAAAAAUGCUUUGUUAUACAUAAAUAGUUGCGUCUAACUUUAAAAAUCA